AAUAAAUGGGAGCCAAUAUUCAGAAACAAUUUGAUAUGACAGUUGUCAAACCAUCUACAUAUCAUUCUUCAGCUACAAUGUUUUCAAAGUUUAGUUUAAUGUGAGAGAUUCUACCGUUUUUAGGAUUUUAUCCUCAAUGGGAAGCUCUCCUUUUAAGCUUAAACAACUCAUCCCGACAAUUAUUUGAUAAAAACAAGGAAGCUUUUAAAGAACUGAACUCUAAAUGUUUAAAAGAUCUUGGCACAUAUGAAGAAAUGUUUGAACUGUGCCAAAUCCUUCGAAGUUCUGGGUUAGAUAAUAAAGUUACCAUACCAGACUUAAUAAACUAUGAGAUACAGCUUAAAUGAGUCUCAAAGGCUGAAAUUGUUGAAGACUUCUUAACAAAAGUAACAAAUUCAAAUAUCUGUACCUUCCCGAGGAUGAAGAAAUUCUGGGUUAGCCCAGUGAAGGCAAUGUCUAUUAAAAGUAGAGAAGGACUUAAGCACAUAUUUGAUAACAUAUCAUUUAAAGGUUUAAAUUCAUUGUAUCUCCAAGCCAAUGAUUUAGCAAUUAGUAGUUUCAUGCCAAGUCUGAAAAAGACUCUACUCUCUGUUAGGUCUCAAGUCUACUUAAAAGGAUUUAUGAUAUCAAAAGAUCAGUUUCGGGAUAUAAUUGAAGGAAGCUCACAUUCAUCUCAGCUGAUCUUAUGCUUCUGAGUUAUUGGCUCUUUAGGAUCUGAUUUCAUCCUUAAUUCAGAAAUUGAAUACAAAAUAGAUAAAUUAAGCUUAUAUGGAACUUGCAUUAUUUUGAACCCAAAUACUCUAAAUGAACCAAAGCUGAAGCUUUUGAUAGAUGGCAUGAACAAAACAUCUUUAACACAGAGCCUAAAAUCUGUAGAGGUCUAUGACAAGUGGUAUCCUGCUCGCAAAGUUCAAAAAUUAUUUGAUGAAAAGUGCUUCGAAGUUGAAGUAUCCGGCAAAAAAGAAGAACCGACUGGGAUCAAUUAACAU
Messenger RNA from Moneuplotes crassus, 989 nucleotides. The record is from the annotation of a GenBank genome assembly. Lineage: Eukaryota; Ciliophora; Spirotrichea; Euplotida; Euplotidae.